This is a messenger RNA of Camellia sinensis, 522 nucleotides long. The record is from RefSeq and is a predicted model, not a curated record. NCBI's taxonomy places the organism in Eukaryota, Viridiplantae, Streptophyta, Magnoliopsida, Ericales, Theaceae.
UGCCCCGAUAUAAACCGCCAAAUAGACCUUCUUCAACUCCUCCAAUUCACUUUUUCAUCGCCACUGCCCAUUUGUGUAUAACAGACCCAAUUGUAAUACAUAAAUUCAUACGUAUAUCUUCAAUUCGACACACCACAAGAUGGAGGAGGACUCGCAGCCCUAUUCCAAUUCCAACAUUUUCAGCGUUCGAAUCGUCUCCAUCGAUUACUACAUGGCCCCUCCAAUACCAGACCUCGACAUCUCUUACAGCAGCUUCCAAGGAGGGAAGGUGAAUGAAGUUCCUGUGAUAAGGAUUUAUGGGUCGACUCCGGCUGGGCAGAAGACUUGCUUGCAUGUUCAUCGAGCUUUACCUUACUUAUACAUUCCAUAUGCAGAUUUAAUGCUUCAGCCUAACCAAGAAGGUGCUGACCCACAUAUUUUCUUAGGACUGCUUUGCAUUUUAUUUGAGCUUUGAAUUCUGAACCUUUAGUGUAUUGCUCUGUUAGUGUCUUGCAGUAAGAAGUAUUUAAGGUAAUUAUUUAU